Messenger RNA from Fusarium sp. VM40, 564 nucleotides. Lineage: Eukaryota; Fungi; Ascomycota; Sordariomycetes; Hypocreales; Nectriaceae. The record is from the annotation of a GenBank genome assembly.
AUGCUCGCUCAACGUGUUGGCGUCAACGCCCUCCGUCAAGGUGCGGCCAAGCCUUUCUUCGCUCAGAACAUCUCCAAGGCUGCUCUGGCUGCUGGCAUUUCUACCUCUUCUCCCGUCCGCGCUACCGCAUCCACAAAGGUCUCCCAAGAGGAAGGCCAGCAGAUCCUCGUUAACCAGCGCCUUAACCGCCCUAUCUCUCCCCAUCUGGGUAUCUACAAGCUCGAGCAGACAUGGUUCGGUAGCUCCGCCUGGAACCGAAUCACCGGAUCUACUCUCUCCGUCACCCUCUACGGUUUCUCGCUCGCCUACCUCGCUGCUCCUUUGGUUGGUCUGCACCUCGAGAGCUUGAGUAUCGCCAGCUUUGUCGCCGGUCUCCCUCUCGCUGUCAAGGGCGGUAUCAAGUUCACUCUUGGCUUCCCCUUCGUCUACCACUCCAUCAGCGGCUUUAAGCAUCUCCUCUACGACGCCGGCAAGGGCUUUGCCAAGACAACUAUUGUUCAGGCCGACAAGUACAUUUGGGCCGCCAGCGUUCUCGGCGCCAUCGGUCUCGUUGCUUUCCUGUAA